AUGGCGACGACAAAUAGGACCGACCUGUUUCUCAGGUAUCGCAAUCAGGCCAGGGGCGCAACAAGGGCACUAGGACAAGCAUCAGACGACAGUGGGACCCACCGCCUCUUGGAAGCAGCUCUUGCGAGCACCGUUGACAAUGGAAGUGCAGCAGAGCUCGGCUCUGCAGGUGUCGCCUCUGCCCUGCCACCGCGCUAUGUUGACUUCAAAGAGGCCAUCCGCUCUGAGAUGCUCAGCAUCAAACAGAAGAUGAACGACCUGCGAGCCUUGCAUGGCAAAGCAGCUCUCACCACCUUUGAUGACACCAACAGUCAUGAAAUAGACAUCGAGGUGCUCACCCAAGAGAUCACAAGACUUUUCCGCAAGGCAGAGGUCCGCCUGCAGCAAUUUGGAGGUGGAGCGUGCACCAGUGAAGCAGAUGAGAAGGUGAAGCAGAACGUUCAAAGGACGCUGGCCAUCGAGCUGCAGAAGCUGUCAGUGCAAUUCCGGAAGCAGCAGAAGUCCUACCUCAACAAGUUGAGGAAAAAUACUGCAUCCUCCUCCAGCUUCUCUCUGCUGGAUGAAGCGGGGACUUCUGGGCGAGAUGAGGACUUUGACCCAGGCUUCUCAGAGAUCCAGACGAUGCGGGUGGACACGAUGGAUCUCUUUGCUCAGGAGCGCGAUCGCGAAGUGCGGAACAUACUGCAGUCGAUCAAUGACCUUGCGCAGAUCAUGAAGGACCUUUCUGUCCUUGUGAUUGACCAAGGGACAAUUGUGGACAGGAUAGAUUACAACAUGGAGCAGGUUGCUGUGAAGGUGGAUGAGGGUGUGAAGCAGUUGCUCAAGGCAGAAAAGUCGCAGAAGCAGAGCGGGAUGGUCCUGUGUAUAAUGUUCCUCGUCUGUGCCGUUAUACUCAUGCUGGUAGUCUACAUCUGCAAAAUCAUCCUCUUCCAUUGA
Messenger RNA from Coccomyxa subellipsoidea C-169, 936 nucleotides. RefSeq names its product Qa-SNARE, SYP4/Tlg2p/Syntaxin 16-type. The transcript has 6 exons. The coding region runs from base 1 to 936 and encodes 311 amino acids. Gene Ontology annotation, cellular component: endomembrane system; SNARE complex; membrane. The record is from RefSeq and is a predicted model, not a curated record. Gene Ontology annotation, biological process: intracellular protein transport; vesicle-mediated transport; vesicle fusion. Lineage: Eukaryota; Viridiplantae; Chlorophyta; Trebouxiophyceae; Coccomyxaceae. Gene Ontology annotation, molecular function: SNARE binding; SNAP receptor activity.